Molecule: messenger RNA, 2304 nt
Organism: Triticum turgidum subsp. durum (durum wheat)
Lineage: Eukaryota; Viridiplantae; Streptophyta; Magnoliopsida; Poales; Poaceae
Source: the annotation of a GenBank genome assembly
AUGGUCCGCCGCGCCACAAGCUGCCGCCGUGCACAGGUCAGGCUUUCGAUCCGGCGAGCCAAGAAGAUGAACGGCGCGCCGAUCCCCGCGGCGGCCGGCGCCGACGCCGCGCCGACGCCCAAGAAGAAUGCGGUCGCCGAGAUGGCCAGGCACCUCACCGUCGACACGGACGACGCCUUCGCCGGCCUCCUCGAGCUCGCCGCCGACGACGACGCGGACGGCCUGCGCCGCGCGCUGGAGCGCGCGCCCCCCGCCGCCGCGGACGAGGCCGGCCUCUGGUACGGCCGCCGGAAGGCCCUCGAGCAGCGCACCCCGCUCAUGGUCGCCGCCACCUACGGCAGCCUCGCCGCGCUCCGCCUGCUGCUCUCCGUCCCCUCCGUCGACGUCAACCGCCGCUGCGGCCCCGACGGCACCACCGCCCUCCACUGCGCCGCCUCUGGCGGCUCGUCCUCGGCCGUCGAGGCCGUCAGGCUGCUUCUGGUGGCCGGGGCUGACGCCGAUGCCGCAGAUGCGUCCGGGUGCCGUCCGGCCGAUGUGAUCUCUGUGCCGCCAAAGAUGAUUGAUGCGAAGAUCGCCCUCCAAGAUCUGCUUGGGCUCCCAAAGUCUGGGCAUGGCGUGCUCCGGGUGGUGACCAGGGCCACAAACCUGACCUCGUCGCCGGUGUCAUCACCCACCGCCGAGGACGCCCGGUCUCCAUCAGCUGCUGUGAUGAUGAUGUCAAAGUUCCCAGACCUGCCGAGGGUUGCAACCUCAGAGAAGAAGGAAUACCCAGUGGAUCCAUCCCUGCCGGAUAUCAAGAACAGCAUCUAUGCCUCUGAUGAGUUCCGCAUGUACUCCUUCAAGAUCAGGCCGUGCUCCCGGGCAUACUCGCAUGACUGGACCGAGUGCCCCUUUGUGCACCCUGGGGAGAACGCUCGGCGCCGCGAUCCGCGCAAGUAUCACUACAGUUGUGUUCCAUGCCCUGACUUCAGAAAGGGUGUGUGCCGGCGUGGAGACAUGUGUGAGUAUGCUCAUGGGGUGUUUGAGUGCUGGCUCCACCCAGCGCAAUACCGCACUCGCCUUUGCAAGGAUGGCACCGGCUGCAAUCGCCGUGUCUGUUUCUUUGCGCACACCACCGAUGAGCUCCGCCCGCUGUAUGUCUCCACUGGGUCUGCGGUGCCAUCCCCUAGGGCCUCAGCAACAGCUGCAAUGGAGAUGGCAGCAGCAAUGGGCUUGAUGCCCGGUUCUCCGUCAUCGGUCUCGGUAGUCAUGUCCCCAUUUACCCCACCGAGGUCUCCUUCUGGCAAUGGGAUGCCCCCUUCUCUGGGCUGGCAGCAGCCAAAUGUUCCGACGCUACACCUUCCGGGCAGCAGCCUUCAGUCGAGCAGACUCCGAAGCUCACUCAAUGCAAGGGAUAUGCCUGUGGAUGACUACUCCCUGUUGCAGGAUAUUGAUUCCCAGCUUAUAAACGAUCUGUGCUACUCGCGUCUUGGUUCAUCAGCAGGAGGGAACCACAGUUCUCGGACCAAGAGUCUGAACCCUUCAAACCUGGAUGAUCUCUUCUCUGCCGAGAUGGUCUCGUCCCCGAGGUACAACAAUGCUGAUCAGGGUGCUAUGUUUUCACCUUCCCAGAAGGCUGCUAUCCUUAACCAGUUCCAGCAACAGCAGCAACUUCUUUCACCAAUCAACACAGGGUUCUCGCCAAAGGCUGUGGAUAACCAGCAGAUGCAUUCACGCUCAUCCCUCCUGCAAGCAUCACUUGGGAUAUCCUCCCCUGGCCGGAUGUCCCCCCGCUGCGUCGAAUCUGGGUCACCGAUGAACUCCCACCUAGCUGCCGCCCUUGCCCAGCGUGAGAAGCAACAGCAGCAGCAGCACCAACAGCACCAGCAGACAAUGAGGAGCCUCAGUUCUCGCGAUCUCGGGCCCAGUGCUGCAAGAGCAUCGGCUGCUGUUGGCUCUCCUCUGAGCUCAUCAUGGUCCAAGUGGGGAUCUCCUUCAGGGGCACCGGAUUGGGGCGUCAACGGUGAAGAAUUGGGUAAGCUUCGCCGGUCAUCUUCCUUUGAGCUGAGAUCAGGCGGCGACGACCCAGAUCUCUCCUGGGUGCACACACUGGUCAAGGAGUCUCCACCAGAGAAGCAAGUGACCACAGCUGAAUCCAUCAACAACUCUGUUAGACCUUCACCUCAAAUGCAUCCCGGUGUAAGUAAUGGUGAAGGCCCCAGUGUGAGCACGCAGCUGAACCGACAUGACCAAGCCGCGGUUAUUGGAGCGCUGCUCGAGCAGAUGCAGCUUGACGAGCAGAUUGGUAGUCUAGCAGCAACAUAG